UCAUUUUAUUGAAAUAUUGCUACAACAAUAAAAUAUACGCAUAUUUACAUUUACGUGUUCUUUUUGUUUUCGAAAACAUAAUUUUCGGUGUAAAAAGUGAUGUAGUGCGUGAGGUGGCGCGUGUUUGUCGGUAACGAUGUAAUUAUGUCUGAAACGAUGUUAACACUCGUUGUUACGAUCACGGGACUCGAUUCCUGAGCGUCGAAAAGGACUCCAAGAAACCAAAGUGUAAAAGUCGAGAAGACGAGAAUUUGAAAAAUGAUAGUAGAACAAAUCGAAAACGAAACAGACUGUAAUAUGCCACAAGGCUCCUGUUGGUCUACGGUGUUUUCUGGCUUUUAUUUAUUUCUUGCCAGGCAUUCAGGUCGGAGACGCGCAGCGGAAUCCGAAGAAGCAGUGAGGCGGCAAGGCGGCGGCAGGUCGUCACAAAGCCUGCACCGCGCCGCCACGUUUACCAUGUUCAACCUCCUCCUGCUAGUCUCUGUAUGUCUUUCGUCAACCACACACGCGUGUUCGAGUAGGUCGACGCCGAAACCGCGACCCUUACAGCCGACCGCACGGCCCAACAUCACCUUCCACACGUAUCCCUGUCCGUCGGUGUACGCCAAAUGGUAUUGUCUCAACGAGGCCACGUGUUUCGCCAUCAAAAUAGGCGAAUCGCUGCUGUACAACUGCGAGUGUACCGAUGGUUACAUGGGACAGAGGUGCGAGUUCAAAAAUUUGGACGGCUCGUAUACGACUGCCCGGCGACAAGUCAUGCUAGAGUCAGCUAGUAUAGCUUCGGGUGUCAGCGUGGCCGUGCUGCUGGUGUUCAUAAUUUGCACAACGUUUUACAUCAGGUCCAAAAGACAGCGAAAACUUAAGCUGAACGCUACAGACGUUUCAAUGGUAGACGGCAAAUGGACGGACGCGGAUAGGCGACCGUUUUCGUAUCGACCGAAACACACUAUCGUCACAAUUCCUUUGAAGACAGUAAUCACAGAACAGUCGACGCGUUCCACGGACGAUAGUUGUCACCCGGAGGAAAGUUCGCGACAAGAACCUUUGAUCGUAUGAUACGAUUACACUGAUUCCAAUAUUAUUAUUUUAUAUUCGUCGAUCCGCGCAGACGACCGGCGACGAUUUUCCGCUCCUCUUCGGGAGAUCAUUAACUACAUGUACUACGCGCGUGGCGCUGGACAAAAAGCCAUUGGCUCACAUUCACACGCCGUAUACACAUACACGUAAAAACCACCACAUACACAAUCACUCGAUGACGUCAUGAUAAGAGCUUACUCGGAGGAUUUCAAGCGAUGCGCGUGCCAGAGAAAAAAAAAAGAUAAAAAGAGAGAGCGAGCAAGAGCAAGAGCAAAAUUAAUUGUAACAAUAAUACACGUAAUGAUUAGAAAAGAAAAAUUGUUUUCCAUCCUACUCUCGUUUUUCGGAUUAAUUGUUAUGGCGCGCACGCGCAUCCGUCGUAUAUGCGACUCGAUGACGUUUAUACACUGACAUAAUUCGACUAGCCUGUUUUGAUAUUAAUUUUUGAUUAUAUUAAUGUAUUUUUUUCGUCAUCGUCGUCGCAGUUGUUCCUCUUCGGCAGCAUGUUUUCCUUGUAAUUUUCCCUUUCGUUUGCUGUCAUUCUCGCGAAAAUGUAUGGAGUGGCUUUAUA
This is a messenger RNA of Sipha flava (yellow sugarcane aphid), 1648 nucleotides long. RefSeq lists its product as uncharacterized. The transcript is spliced from 7 exons. The coding region runs from base 259 to 1056 and encodes 265 amino acids. NCBI's taxonomy places the organism in Eukaryota, Metazoa, Arthropoda, Insecta, Hemiptera, Aphididae. Gene Ontology annotation, molecular function: epidermal growth factor receptor binding; receptor ligand activity. The record is from RefSeq and is a predicted model, not a curated record. Gene Ontology annotation, biological process: epidermal growth factor receptor signaling pathway.